CCAAUAUAUCAAUGAAGAAGAAGAAGAAGAAGAAGAAGAAGAAGAAGAAGAAGAAGAAGAAGAAGAAGAAGAUAAAAGGCAACAUUCAGUGAAGAUCAUUUACAAUUCAUGAGUAUCCAUGACAUUGUGAUUAUAAAUAGAUCAUUAUUAUCUUGAUUAUUAUUAUUAUUACCAAGAUUAUAAAUACUAGAAGUACUUGAAGAAAAGGAUCAUAAAUGAAUUUAAUUUCAAUAUUUUCUUACAUAAUUGAUGAUUAUUAAUAAUAAAUAGAGCAAAUAUGUAUUUCAAUCUCUUCAUUAAUCUCUUAUUUACAUGGAAGUAUAUAACAUGUAUAAUAUAUGAUUUUCAAAGAUAUCCAUUUUCAAUUGAUGAUGAUCAUGAUAAUGAUGAUGAAUUUCAAAAUGAGUUAAUUAGACAAAACGAUUUCUUUAUUGGCUUUAAUGAAUUCUGGCCAUUAAGAAAUGUGGACGACUAUUUAGGGGUGGUAUCCUCUGUUAAAGCAACGGAUCAAUCCGCUUCAAAUGUUUAUGUUUUACAUCGUGGUGAUCGAGUAUGGGAUCAAAAUACAUUUGAUGAUCGAGAUAAUUACCGUCUCAAUAAGUCUGAACCUAUACAAAAAGGAGUUUUAGUACAAAUCUUUAAUGGAGAGAUUAAAAGAACCUAUUUUCCUUUCAAAUUCUUCCUUCCUCAUGGGCUUACAAUAGAUCCAGAUGGAAAUUUCUGGAUUACAGAUAUAGCUUUACAUCAAGUUUUUAAAUUCUCGUCAAAUUUAUCAAGUGAACCACUAUUAACACUUGGUGAACGUUUUAAACCUGGUUCAAGUGAAAAUCAAUUUUGUAAACCAACGGACGUAGUAGUUUCUUCAAAUGGACAAGUUUUUAUCUCUGAUGGGUAUUGUAAUAAUCGGAUUGUGAAAUUUAAUGAAAAUGGAGAAUUUCUAAAAUCAUGGGGCUACGAAACAAAAGGUAAUUGAAAUUAUUGUUUUUAUUGUUAGUUUAUUUUAUUUUAUUUGAACACAUAAAUAUUGGUACAAUGAGGCGCCAAAUACAUAUGCGCCACACAAAUCUCAUUCGAUAUGUGUGAGGGCUGUGAUACUGCCCGGGUGCCCAAACCGAAGCAGGUAGUUUUCUUAGGGGGCCACACCCCGAGCCUUCGACCUAAAGGUCUGAUCCACAAGGCAGUGGAGCAACGUUAGGAGAUGCAGUCCCAUGGUAGCCGGUGACCAACGAUUGGUUCAUACGCUAUUUGUUCCCGCAGGAUAAUGGAGCCCAUGUGCACCAUUGGUUUGGGAUCCGGUUAAAGCACCGGACAUUCGCUUUCCGUCCUCUCAGUUUCGUAAACAACACCCCCGCUAUGAGAAUGCAGUGAAUAGGACUUCCCUGGCAGAUUCUGUAUACGCGUGACCAUGUGAGAGAAUUUCGAGAGGGAGGGAGAACCCACCCCGCUCUCGGCCAUACCAGGGCAUUUGGGGGCUAAGUGUCCAUAGCACAAGGCCUCGUCUCAUUAAAAAAAGUAAUAUUUCCAAUGAAAAUGAUCGAUCAUAUCAAUACGCUGUUUCCUAACGGGGCUUGACCAUGCCUACUAUAUUAUAACAGAAGCUAAAAGGAUUAGAAUCUAUAGCCUAAUCCAUGUAUUCAGAAGAAACUUAUAACACCCUUUUUCUCCCUUGGUCGGAUAGGGGUUAACAAGUGAUUUACUGGUUAAUAUUAUUAGUAAUAUUCAUAUCUUUUGCUCUUUUUUUCAUCCUUUUUUCAAAUAUAUUCUUCACUGUCUAAUUCAUCUGAACACUCUUUAUUACGUAAAUUUUAACAAUUGUUAAAAAUGAUUACUCUAAUGUCUGCUUUUUCCUAAUUUUUGACCCACUUCUCGUGUUAAAACAUUAAUUUAAGCUCUUAUUAUUUCUAUGACAACUGGUAGAACUAUCAUCACAUUUUGCUUAUUAUAGUUUAGUUACGUAAUUUCUAAAACUAUAUUAUAGUGACGAACUUCAGACGGCCAAUCAGAUUCGAAACAGUAUCUAUACACUUUGUGCAACAUUCAAAACGUAGUGAAGAAUAAGAUGCAUCUUAUAAAAAAAAAUAGAUAUAACUUGUUCAUAAUUAGUUUUAAAUAGUAUGUCUUACUACCGGUGGAAGUGGAUAGGACACACAUUAAGGAAAGCACCCAACUGCGUCACAAGACAAGCCCUCACAUGGAAUCCUCAAGGCCAAAGGAAAAGAGGAAGACCAAAGAACAAAUUACGCCGAGAAAUGGAGAUAGAUAUGGGAAAAAUGAACAAGAAUUGGAUGGAACUAGAAAAGAAGGCCCAGGACAGAGUGGGUUGGAGAAUGCUGGUCAGCGGCCUAUGCUCCAUUGGGAGUAACAGGCGUAAGUAAGUAAAGUAAGUAAGUACUACCGGUACGCUUAAACUGCCUUCCUAGCCAGUUCCAAUAUUUACAACUACUCUCAUAUGUUAACUGGAACGCUAAAGGGAAGGCGAGAAGUAUGAAAAGAACGCUUUACUCGAAGGUUUGUUUAUUUACAGAAAAACAAGAGUAUUUAUAGAGUUACAUACCGCCUUGAGCUUCACUAAUUUCCUAAACUAUACUAAAUAUAGUAAUAGAAAAAGGUAAAUACCCAAUCAAAACUGUAGCACGUGAUUCUGCAUUUUCGAGGUGUUUCCACAAAGAUACUAUUCAACGUUGAUUGAAUAAAACAUUUCUUGACGAUCAUGGGCCUCCUGGGUAUUUUUGAGACUUUAACAUUAAAGUUUUAGUCUCCAAUAAUUGUUUAUAUUCAACCACACAAUCAUUUAGACAUGAUGCGUAAGCUAAAUUGAUAGAAAUACUCAUCUGAGCGUCUAUGAUAUGAUUCAUGGACUAGUUCAACAUGUUUUUGUGGGAUUAUGAAGUAGUCUCAAAUGCUCACUUCAUAUUCUAAACAUAGUACUGAGUACUAUAACUCUCCUGACCCUUUUAAUCCUAACCCUAACACUAAACCUUAACACUUCUAAAAGCUCACUCCCAACUCUGAUUCUUGACUUUAACCGGACACCUAAUCAUUAAAAGCUAACUUUUCUUUUCUUAAUUAUGUUAGGAGUAUUUAUCUACCAUAAAUUUCUCAUAUUCCACCAUAAGUUUCAUCGUAUCUAAACAUUGUCCCCUAGUGACUCAGUAGGUUAGGCGUUCACGCGCGAGACUGAAGGCCCUGGGUUCGAAACCCGCGAUCGAGAUUGUGGAUGCCCACUGCUGAGGAGUCCCGUACUGGGACAAAUCGGUCGUCCAAUGCUUUCAGGUUUCCAAUGGUGGUUUAACAUCAGUCGGUUCAUGAUCUCCACAACCCCUAUACUAUUGCUUUAAAUUCUAAUGUAUCAUCACCCAUUGGGCUGCUUAUUUCUAAUACCAACUAACUUUUUCAAAUAGUUUGAAGUUAUACAUGUAAGGAUUCAUAUUUUCUCGCGAAUUAUCAGUCUCUCGGAGACUAUGUGGAUUUCACCUCGUCCAGCUUAAAUCUCAGUGUGAACAUUAAUACUAGUGUACACUGGUGUACAACAAGCUGGCAUGCUCGUAAACGGAAAAAUGCAAAUCGUUUAAUUAUACUUUGAAUGACUGAAUUGUGUUUUUAAUUCCAAUGGGAUAUUGGAGUUUAAGUUUAAGGUUCACUGUGUAAAUCUCUGAGAAAUUUUAAAUUACUAUAAAAGUGUAUAAGAACGUUGGAGAGAUUGUUGAAUUUGGUAGUUUCUAUCACGGAUUCACUCUAGUCAAACAACCAUUAGCACUCAAGAAGCACUACACAGGUGCUUUGUCCUAGUAAUCCAUAGGAACUCUUCCAAUAGGGAUUAAACCUAGGGUCUUUAAGUCACUCUACGAGCGCUUAACAUUUAAGCCACUGAGUCGGCAUCCAUUGGUUUAAAUUAAAACUUCAGUCGAUCCGUGAUAUUCAGAAAUUAUCUCCUAGUUAAGGUCAUUUCAUAGUUUUGAUUGGUUAAAAUAGUUUUUCAAUUCAUGACGAUUAAUUGCCUAAAACGUUUUAAGAUAAUUUCUUGAUGAGAAAGUGACAUUUAUGCUUACGUUGAAUCUUUUCACUGUUCAUGAUGAUAUCCAGCUUAACGGUGAGACUAAUUUUUGUUCAGGUUCAAAAAGCAGUUGCAUUGUGUAUAGAAAACAUGAUAGACGAUGCUUUUCUGUUUUCGUAGUUCUAAUUUGAAGCUGUAAGCAGCAGUGGAGUUCAAUAAGAUCAGAAAUUUGUAUGGAUAGCCCUGAUGACAGUGGAUAAUAAUUGCACGAUAUAGCGAAUUAAUUAAAGCUGGGAAUACGAAACAUUGAGAUACAAUUCAAUGAUCGAAAUGGUAACUUACUCAAGAUAAAGAUUCGCUUGUCUACUGGAGGGUGAUUCUAAAUCAGGAAAAAGCGAUUGUGCCCCAGUGAUCCUUGAUUAUCAAUAAUAACUUAGAUGUGAUCACUUCAUGAAACGAAGGUCUUCGAGAAGCAUCCUACCUGUGGCUACUCAUUAUUAAUCCAGUAGUGUAUAAUUCUUUAUGUAAUUUACGGAUGUUGUAAUUUUUUAAAUAUUUUUGAAAGAUUCAGAAUCUCCAGGACCAUAUGAUUUAAAUAUUCCGCAUCAGCUAUCUUUAUUGGAAGAAGAAGAUGCAAUAUGUGUGGCAGACAGAGAAAACAAACGUAUUGUAUGCUACAUAGCUGGUUUAUAUUCGACAACAUCAGAUAGUACCGGUGAUUAUCUAUUUGAGUACAAACAACCAGAGAUGAGAGCAAUCUAUGGCAUCGCCAUUGAACCUUCAACUAAAUUAAUAUUUGCUCUUGUGGGCUCUACACCUAAUGAAGAUAAUUCAUACGUGGAAAUUAUUGAUUUUAAUUCACAAGAGUUAAUUGGUGAAAUCAGAAAUCAAUCGAAAACAGGAUUCGGUAAUGUUCAUUCUAUAACAACAUGUCCAUACAACAAAGGAAUAAGUUGUAUACUAUUCUGUAAUACAAAUUUACCAUCACAACUAAAUCAACCGGUAUUAUCAAAUCAAACUCAAAGAAUUAAAAGUAUUUCAAAAUAUCAAGAAGAUUUCAAUCAUGAACAACUUGAACGACGUUUAUGGCUUUAUCAUUUACGAUUUAACUCUGAAUACAAUUAUUAGAUGAAUGAAAUCAUGUUAUCAAUGUUAUAAUGGAAUAGUAGUGAUAGUCAACACAAAUAUAUGGUUUAAACAAAUCACUAUUUUAUGAUCUUUAUUGAAAAUGUUUUGAUUGGUCCAUAAUAACCAAUCAGAACCCUGAAAUUGCACCAUUUUAGCUCCUUUCGUAUGGUACUGAUAAAUCUUAUAAGGGAACGCUUAAAUCAGUUUCCUAAGCUCUUUCAAUAACAUCAGGCUAAAUCUACACGAUGAAUCGAACACGAAAAAAGGCAUGAAAUGUAUAAAGAACGCUUUACUCCAAGCUUAGUUUACGUACAGAAAAUCAAGGGUAUUUAUAGCAUUUCAGAUAGCCUUGGUCUUCUGGAAUCCCACUAAAAAUAGUAACAGGAUAGGUGACCAUCCAGUCAGAGAUGUGACUCUUCAUUUUCUAGAUGUUUCUGAAGAACUAUUGAAUGCUGGUUGGAUAAAAUGUUUCCCAGCGAUAGUAAUAUCUCAUAGUAACACACUUAGGGGUAUUAUGAUUGUGGAUCGUUAGACGAUAUAAAUCUCUAGUAAGAUUGAGUACGGCUAACAUUGCUCAGCUACUUAACAGUAAACUAUAUAGUGAUGCAUUUUACUGAGAGGUCAAUUACUAUUUUAAAGAGGGAAAAAAUAGGUAAGAACCUCAUGUAUUUCUAGGUUUACCGCUUUUUGUAUGUUUCAGAUUAUACCAAACGCUUAUUUGCAAAAUGUAAAUAUAAACUGUAUCCUAUUUAACUAGGAAAAAUCAUACUCAACUCUAUCCCAGUCAACAAACUUCAUCAAUUAGAAUUACUUGAUAGAUUGUGUAAUUAGAUCUUCUGAAACCUUGCACAACUCUUAAAUAAACAGCCUAAAAGACCUGAAGAGAUAAUUUAGGAAUAGCUGGAAGAUUACUAUCAAUCUAAAAACUUAAGCGUGACUAUCGUAACCAAUGAUUGGAGACUCUUGGUGACAUGGCUCAGAAUCGAUCACAAUGGCGUCAGUGUAUACACUCUCUGUAUUCCCUUAAACUAAGAGAUUAAAAUCGCUUCAUAUAUUUCUUUCUACGAACUAAUUCUUUCUUCCUGUACUAUAUCCUUAUUGCAAUCUUUCUUUUAUAUAUUACCACCUCUGAAUUAACUACUUUUAUGAAUCCAGUGUCCAUCUUGUUGUGUUAAUGAGGUAUGGCAACUUGGACCGAUGCAUAUAUGUGCCUGGUCCCACGUUGUAGCUGACUGACUAGCAUAAUGUAACUGCAUGGCAAAAAUAGUUAUUAGAGAAACUUUCUUAUAACAUGAAAAUCGUUUUCUUACCAUAACAAUUAAUUUGAAUACUUGUAACUUAAUGGCAAUUAUCGAAACAAUCCGCAUAGAAUACACAUAUAUCAAUAAGAGACUAAUUAAUUGUAGUAAUGAGAUGGUGGGGAUUUGUAGGUCGGGUCGAUGAUUUUGAUAGUUUUAUUCUCAAAGUUGGAUAGUUUGAUCAUGAAGAUUUUAUUGUUAUCCACGAUUAAAUCAUCCAAUUCAGAGAAUAAAACUAUCGAAAUUGUAAUAGUCCUGAGCAUCAAUGAGA
Messenger RNA from Schistosoma haematobium, 6691 nucleotides. RefSeq lists its product as uncharacterized. Gene Ontology annotation, biological process: peptide metabolic process. Gene Ontology annotation, cellular component: membrane; extracellular region. NCBI's taxonomy places the organism in Eukaryota, Metazoa, Platyhelminthes, Trematoda, Strigeidida, Schistosomatidae. The coding region runs from base 278 to 973 and encodes 231 amino acids. Gene Ontology annotation, molecular function: protein binding; peptidylglycine monooxygenase activity. The record is from RefSeq and is a predicted model, not a curated record. The transcript has 8 exons.